Molecule: messenger RNA, 2644 nt
Organism: Amphiprion ocellaris (clown anemonefish)
Lineage: Eukaryota; Metazoa; Chordata; Actinopteri; Pomacentridae
Product: olfactory receptor 10A6-like
Exons: 1
Coding region: 81-1070 (329 amino acids)
Biological process (GO): G protein-coupled receptor signaling pathway
Cellular component (GO): membrane
Molecular function (GO): olfactory receptor activity; G protein-coupled receptor activity
Source: RefSeq, a predicted model, not a curated record
UCCUGACAUGUUUUGGUUUUAAUGUUGUUCAUUUGAUCUGUUCCUGUCUUUAUGAUGCUUCUGGCCUCUGACCUGGUGAAAUGAUGAAGAACUCCUCUCAGGUUUCAUAUUUCACUCUUGCUGCCUAUCUGGACAGAGGAGACGUGAAGUUCUUGUACUUCGUGGUUCUUCUGACUGCGUAUGUGCUGAUCAUCUGCUCCAACCUGUUCCUCAUGGUGGUGAUCUGCAUGAACAGGAGCCUCCAUGAGCCCAUGUACAUGUUCCUGCUCAGCCUGUUUGUCAAUGAGCUGUAUGGUAGUACAGGCUUGUUUCCAUUCCUGCUGGUUCAGAUCCUCUCUGACCUCCACACUGUUGCUGCUCCUCUCUGCUUCCUGCAGGUCUUCAUCAUUUAUUCGUACGGAGGGGUUGAGUAUCUGAGUUUAACUGCCAUGUCUUAUGACCGCUAUGUGGCUGUCUGCUGUCCUCUGCGCUAUAAAACUCUGAUGACGGCUGAUAGAACGGCCACGCUGAUCGUCCUGACGUGGUCGUAUCCUCUCGUUUUAAUCACGGUCAUGGUUUGUCUGAGCUCAUCUCUGCAGCUCUGUGGAAACGUCAUUGAUAAGGUCUACUGUGAUAACUAUUCAGUGGUGAAGCUGUCCUGCUCCGACGCCUCCGUCAACAACAUCUACGGCCUCGUCACCACAUUCUGCACUAUUGUUUUCCCUUUAAUCCUGAUCAUUUUCACCUACAUAAAGAUCUUCAGAGUGUGUCUACACGGCAGCAAACAGACCCGACAGAAGGCCAUCAGCACCUGUGCGCCUCACCUGGCCGUCCUCCUCAACUUCUCCUUCGGGGCGUGCUUCGAGACGCUGCAGAGCAGGUUCGACAUGAGCAGAGUUCCCACCGUGCUGCGGAUCUUCCUGUCGCUGUACUCGGUGGCCAGCCUGCCGCUCUUCAACCCUCUGAUUUACGGACUCAACGUGUCCAAGAUCCGCCUCGGGGCUCUCAGCCUCAUCUCCAGAAGGUUCUCCGAGGGUCGGCAGAAGAUUCAGGCUUUACAGAACCUCUGUAGAACUCACAGAAAAUGUUAGUAAAUGUUUAAAUGAAACAUGCAGAAGGAAGAGAUGUGGAUAGAGUUCUCAACAUCCUGGAACUCAUCUCCAGCUUCAGUGUGAUGGUCUGUCCUCUCCUGCUGAUCUAAACUUACUCGAAAAGCUCCCAGAAUGACCAACAUUUGUUCAAAUUCUAUCAAAAUGAGUCAAAAAGGCCUUGAAAUAUGUUCAAAAUGACUAAAAAAGUGUCUGAAAUGACCACAAUUUUUCCAAAAUGACAAAAAAAAUUAAAAUUUGAUUUGAAGGCAUGUGACUGUUUAACUUUUAUGACAAAAAAAAUGUCUGACUAAAAACUUGUCAUGUUAAACUAGUUUGAGCCAUUUUUGAUCAUUUUGAAGUAAAUCUGGAUGAAUUUUUGUAAUUCCAGACAAGCUUCAGUCAUUUUAAGCAGAUUUUGGACAAUUUUUAUCAUUUUAAACUGGUUUUGAGUCAUUUUAGACAAAAUGUGUCCAAAGUGACCCCAGAUUAGUUGUGAUUAGUGGACUGGUCCUGGUAAACCCUGAGGGUCUCACACAGCUUCUGGGUGUUUUUAAACUUCUGUCUCAUUUUUCUCUCUCUGUCUCUGAGGAACCAGAACAUCAUGAAGAAGGAGAGAGAACUCAGAGAUGUCUUCUGUCACUCUGACACAAAAUAACAGGAAUCCGAAAAACGAACAUUUUUUGACUAUUUAUUGUAGUUUAACAAAUAAUUUGAAAUCUCCAACAUCUAGAAUGAUUCAGAUUUUUCCAUAAAUGACGACAAGUGUGCAAAAUGACUCGAAAUGUUCAAAAAUAUCUCACAGUAUGUCCAGGAUUACUUAAUGUCUGACCUAAAUCAAUCCAAAUUUAUACAAAUUUACUCAAAAAGUUCCCAAAACGAUCAACAUUUGUCCAAAAUCUAUCAAAAGGAGUCAGAAAAGGCCUUGAAAUCUGCAAAAUGACUAAAAAGUGUCCUAAAUGGCCAGAAUUGAAGAUCUGAAGGCGUGUGACUCUGCUCUGUCAGAACUAAGAACAUUGUUCUUCACUGUGGUUCAUUUUAAAGUCCUGCAGCUCUGAGGAACCAGAACAUCAUGAGAUGUCUUCUGUCAGAAUGAUGGAAACCAGGAAAAUGUCUGACGAUUUAUUCCACAGAAAUGAAACAAACUAACUUGUGGCUCUGCUCUGGACAUCAGCUGUAGAAAGAUCAUUCUAGUGACUCUUCCAGAGGUUCUGUUGAAGGUUUCUGGGUCCACAUGGUUGAGGUUUGUUCCCUCUUUGAUCUAGAAGCUGCUGAACCUGCUGGUCCUGUGGGACUUGGUGUCUUCAGGUGUUCCCUACACUGGAAACACACGAGGACCACAUUUUAGACACAUUUAACUAUUAGUUGGUUCUACACAACCUCUUAGAACUCACAGUUAAUGACAGUAAACGAUGAAACAUGGAGAAUGAAGAGAUGUGGAGGAAGUUUCAGUCAUGACUACAUUUGGUUCAUUGUGAUGAAAAUUUGACGCUUCUGGAUAAGAAAUGUUUUUAAAGACGUUUCUGUCAAACCUGCCGGCAGGUUUUUGGAUUCAGAGGGUUAAACUGUGUUUAAUA